Molecule: messenger RNA, 1403 nt
Organism: Guyanagaster necrorhizus
Lineage: Eukaryota; Fungi; Basidiomycota; Agaricomycetes; Agaricales; Physalacriaceae
Exons: 3
Coding region: 445-1161 (238 amino acids)
Source: RefSeq, a predicted model, not a curated record
CGUUUGGCUUCUUAUUGUUUUUCGCCUUCAAGUAAUCCCCGUCGUGUAUAAGAACAUUCGCAGAAUGAGCGUCAUUAACGGACCUCCCAUUUCCUCCAUCUCUUUCCCCACGUUCUCUUUCACUUUAUAACGACGACCAUGACUCAAGUUCCCGUUGAGCUGUACCGUUGUAUCGUUGAAUGUGUUACCGACCGCAAGACUCUCCUCUCUCUUCUUCUCACCAAUCAUGUCCUUCAUGACGAAGCCGAGCGUAUACUCUACCAUGAUGUUAGCAACAUCUUCGACAUCGAGUCCUACACCUUGCUCCUCCAGCGUUUCAUCUCGUGCCCUCGCGUUGCCCGUCUCGUACGGUGCUUUCAUUUUCUUAUGCGUUCCCACAUAGCGGAGGACCACACGUGCUGGAAGCUUCUGCCGAUUGCUCUCCGUGCUCUCACGAACCUCAAAAUGCUCGUCUUCAGGUCCGUCGGAGGUUCCCUGGAGGCUUACAUUCCGAGCGAUUGUGCAUGCCAGUUGGAGUACCUAGACUGGCAAUGUACUUCUGAGAGCAAGGGGUCGGAGCUUUCGCACUUCCUUCCAACGCAGCAUCGCCUCCGGACAAUUCAGAACCUCCAGUGGCGUCCUGAUUAUCAAGUCCCGCCCCCGUUUUCACUCCCAGCGCUGUCGACGCUCAGUGGAAACUAUGAUGCAAUCAAAGCCCUCCUUCCCGGGAGGACUGUUACAAGUUUGCAUUGGAUAUCUGAUGUGAAGGAUGUUCGGUCUCCCGACGUUUCAGAAUUGGUAGAGCCACUAGGCAAUCUGGAGACAUUCCGGUUGGGUGGGCAUCACGAGCGUCCAUCUCUGGUCCUUCUGGCGGAACACCUCUCCAAGGUAAAGGUGCUGGAAUUGUUCGGUGUUAAGCCUGGGGAUCUCGAAAGCAUUGACAAACUCCCACACCUCGAGGAACUUAAGGUGUCGGUGCAGUGGGGCUCUUCCUCCGAUGGUCCCAUAUCUCCCAGAGAUGCUGCGAGCGUCGUGUCCAAGCUCUUUGUUGCCGUGCCGACACUACAGUAUGUGGACAUUGCCCAACCCGUAUACUGGCCCAUCCCUGCGUUCUGCCAGGCAUAUGAUCGCUGGUGGCGGGGCUCGACAAAGCCUGAGACCAUCCAGCACCUUCCUUUCUGAUUAUGCUCAUGUUUAUAUCAUGUUCUUUCGUUUUUCUUUGCAUAUCUCAUAUUUAGAUUAUAAUCCUUAUUGCAAGCACGUCCUUGCCACAAAAGUCAGCAUACUAGGAUUUCUAUAACUCAUGCACUCUACUCUUUAUAGUUAUAAUUAUUGGAACGUACCCAUAAACAUAACGCUGUACCGCAACAUAGUCGUCAUACCUAAAUAAUUCCAUAUGGACGUACGUCAAUGUCCAUUGUGCC